Sarcophilus harrisii (Tasmanian devil) is the source of this 6802-nucleotide messenger RNA. It is a transcript of the gene ARFRP1, whose product is annotated as ADP ribosylation factor related protein 1. The record is from RefSeq and is a predicted model, not a curated record. Gene Ontology annotation, cellular component: Golgi apparatus. Lineage: Eukaryota; Metazoa; Chordata; Mammalia; Dasyuromorphia; Dasyuridae. Gene Ontology annotation, molecular function: GTP binding; GTPase activity. Gene Ontology annotation, biological process: intracellular protein transport; Golgi to plasma membrane protein transport; protein localization to organelle.
GCAAGCCAACCAUAGAUGCCGCAAUUCUGGCUAGAGAGGCCGCCAACAGCUCCUCGAUUCCUUCUCUGGGUCGCCACGAACCCACCGGAACUCCCUCCCCGGCUUCUGCCGUCCGCCGGAAGUGCAAGCGUGCUUGGGGAUGACGAGUCUACCGCCCGCGGUCUGAUGCCUUCUGGGAUUCGUAGUUUCCAAAAAGCCUCCCCUUCCUCCUGGAGGAGCAGAAUGUAUACACUCCUAUCAGGGCUUUAUAAAUACAUGUUUCGGAGAGAUGAAUACUGCAUUCUAAUCUUAGGCCUGGACAAUGCAGGAAAAACGACUUUCUUGGAGCAAACGAAAACCAGAUUUAACAGAAACUACAAAGGAAUGAGUUUAUCCAAAAUCACCACUACAGUGGGCCUGAAUAUUGGUACUAUAGAUGUGGGCAAAGCUCGCCUUAUGUUCUGGGAUUUGGGAGGGCAAGAAGAAUUGCAAUCUCUGUGGGACAAGUACUAUGCUGAGUCUCAUGGAGUCAUCUAUGUCAUUGAUUCUACUGAUGAGGAGCGACUUUCAGAAACCAAAAGAGCAUUUGAGAAAAUGAUCACCAGUGAAGCCUUGGAGGGGGUCCCUAUCUUGGUCCUGGCCAAUAAACAGGAUGUAGAGACUUGCUUAUCCAUUCCUGACAUCAAGACUGCAUUCAGUGACUGCAUUAAUAAAAUUGGAAAGAGAGACUGCCUGACACAGGCUUGCUCAGCUCUCACAGGCAAAGGGGUGAAUGAGGGCAUCGAGUGGAUGGUGAAGUGUGUCAUAAGGAAUAUCCAUCGCCCCCCACGGCAGAAGGACAUCACGUAAGACUGGAGUAUUGCCGCUGCUGUGCUCGGACAGCUGCCCCCAAUGCAGAUUCCAACUACCCUCCUUGUCCAGGGAACAGGGCCCAGGACCUUGUCAUCGAUUGGAUUCUUUUCAUUUGGAUUUUUGAUUUUGUUUUUGUUUUUCCUAAGACAAACUUUUAUCUCCAUCCAGAAAAAAGUCAUCUUGAGGAUUCUACCUCGGGGUUGAAGAGGGGGAAAGGGGAAGUGUUGGGGGAAGAGUUUCUCUGUGACCAAACACAAGACCCUCCUGAAUGAGGGAUGAUAGUACCUGCAUCAGCACCUCACCUGGUAUCUGUCAGGUAUCAUGAAUGACUUCAUCCAAGCCACAUGAGGUGUGGCUUUAUACUUCCUCAGUUGGUCAGGAGAGCUGAUGGAGUAUUUUUUGGUUAAUGACCUAAUUUAGUCUUUCAUUUCUUAAGACCAAACAUGGAAAACUGGCUCAGGCUAGUCCCUGGUGUUUUGACAAGGUGUUGUGAUAGGCAUGUAAAGCAGUGGUUCCCAUCUGCCCUGAAGCUGUAGUUUUCUUGGGUUUAUUUGGCUGAGUUCUGACUAGAGUUGCUACCCUUUGGCUCUAAAUCUUCAUGUUUUAAUACUUUCUCCAUUGCCCCUUUCCUGGGGGUAGUGGAGUGGCCUGUGCUUGGUUCCCUAGCCUUUCACAGGAUGACAGCAGCUAACAUUGUCAUCAAGAUUAGGCAGAGGUAACUGUAGCUGCAAGACCCCAUCUGCUUGAGCUGACACAUUUUUGUUGCCCAACUUUUACUAAGCGGUAUGUUAAAAAAUGAGCUCCAAGGAAAAGGUUGAUUCUUUGAGCCAAAACAGUUUAAUUGACACUUAGUUGUAGCUACUUUUCCUGUAGACACCACCUGCUUCAUCUUUGACAAUAUUUGACUCAGAAUGAGAUUGGUAGUUGAAAUAACUUGUUCAAACCUGGCCCAGGCCCAGGCCCAGACUCAUAAAAUAGCUGUAGGUUUUCCAGGAGUUGUGGGUAUUAUUAAAAAAGCAACCUUGCCUGUUUCCACAUAGAAAUCAGCUCCAAAUAAUACAGGUCAUUGGCCAAUUGUCUACAGCAGAAGAAAAGAGGGAGAGGAAAUUCUUCUUACAAUUUCGUAGAAACCUUAGCUUUCCAUCCUAUCCAACUGACUGACCUUGAGUGUCUGUCAUAGUUUAUCUUUUUAAGACCUGAAGCAACUGAGCAUUAGUGAGGCCAAAUAGAAUCAGCCUGAUUUGGCCAGCUCUCUCUGUCUUCCUAUUGUUAAGGCUUUUCUCAUUCUGAGGGUUUUGACUUUACUCUGGGGAAGAGUGUAAUCCCUUAGAACUUCUUAAAAGAGGGCUUGGGCAGCUAGCUAGUGGCAGCAGAGCUGAUCCAUUUGUCUAGAACUUGUGAUUUAAUGGUGACAGAACCACACAGCUGCUCUUCUCUCAGACUUUCAGGUCCAACUGAGAAGCCAAAUACUUGUGCCUGCAGGGAAGUGGAAGGGGGAGGCAAGUUGCUGGGAGGAAAUUUUUCUUCUCAAGCUAGACUUGGCACCUUGAAUAGAGAAUAUAAGUCGUUUUUGUUAAUUGAUUUUAUUCUCCCAAAAAGGGGCAAAAAAAAUGCUAAUAUAGGAAAGCCAAGGAUUUAAGACUUUUCCUGCCUAUGUUGUGAGGUCUCUCUGCCUCUUUAACCUGCAUGCUAAGUUGUGCCUUAGACUGGAUCAGUAUUAUGCCCUGAGUAGAUUUCAGGAACACACUCCCAUAAUUCUGCUACAUAGAGACCAAUUAUAUUGUAAAGUAAAGAGGUGGGCACUGACCUAGAGUCAGUCCUUGUAGGACAUAGCCUUGGCCACAGCGGACCUGUUGAACAGUCUACAAGCUACAGAAAGUAUGUCUGAAUAUAGGCCCUUACAAAUCCCAACCUACUGUCCAUUAACCACUGUGGUCUGUUUCUCUCAUGUCUCAUUUCCUUUGGAAUCUAUUGCAAGAUAAGCACAUCUCUAAACUUCAUUUUGUAUUCUCCUUUGCCUUUAAUUUAGAAAAGUUAGCUUAUAGAGCCAGGAAGAAGCAAAAUAUCACAUGCUUCCUUCCUAUCCUUUCAGUUUGAGGAUUUUGAACUGAAUAUUUCCCUCCAACCCUGAUUCUAGUUGAUUGAUCAAUGUAGCUGCUACUUGAAUUGAGUCAAGAGUAAAGAAAUGUAGAUCUGAAUGUCCUUGUAUCUGUCAUAGAGGGUUUUACGAUCUGGCCCAGCAAGGUCAGUUAGCUGUUAACUUCUUUGCAAUUUGGUGGUGAGAGAGUUAAUGUUUACUGAAAGCUUUCAGAUCCUGAAGGGGGAGUAAACUGCUCACAUUGAAAGUGAAGUAUACUUCAGAAACCAAAGUAGGAUUUGUUCUUUUAUCUUUCCUUUGAGGGAGGAGUUCAGCAUACUUCAUGUUUGUCAUGAGGUCAUGUUUGCCCCUGCAGGAACAUCAUGUUCUUCAUGUUACAUGGUAACAAGAAAAUAUGUUUGUGCAGAAAUCCCCUUUGUAAAUAGAUCUGGCAUUGUUAAAUGUGUUACCUUUUUUCUUGGAUAGUGAGUCCUGGGUGAGUUGAGAGAAAAUAGGAUAGAAAAUAUUCUGUGGGGCUCUGGUCUAUCAGUAAGAUGCAAGGCCAAUGAUUAAAUUGAGGUUAGGGAAAUUUGUGAAGCACUCUUAUUUGCUCUUUCCUCCAGACUCUAAGUUUCUCUAGAGUAGAGGAGAUCUAGAGGAUUGCUAUAGAUUUAGCUUCUAUAACCAGUUGGAUAGUGGUAUGACCCAGCAGCUCCAGCUAAAUAUAAAUUAAAAGAAUCAGCAUUAGAGUUAGGCCUAGCAUCAGGCUUGAGAAUCAGGAUCUAUUAAGGUUAGAGGAAAGUGCUUCUCACUUGUUUUGUGUUGACCAAAAAGAUCAUAGUUUGAGGCUUGCCCUGGAGCCCUGCUGGGUAAAAGCUCUAAUUCUUCCUUCUAUCAAAGUAAAUAUCCGUGUUACCCAUUUAAUACCUCCUUGCUUUGGUGAAAUGGAUUUGUGAUUCAGUAGAGAAACCUCUAAUUUGGCCAUUACUAAGAACUUAGGUUUCCCCAUGUCUAUCUAUUAUUGAAUUCAAUUCUAGUUUUCCCUCAAAACAUCUUAGAAUUCUCAUUCUUGAUACUUAUCCCAUCUCACUCCUUUAUUAUUGGAUUGAUCCAAACCAAGUAACAACUCCAUGGCAUAAACAUUCUCUUCUUUUGGAAAUUUCUAGCCUAACUUUUGCAGCUGCUGGGUUGGAACUCUCCCCUAUGUUAGUCCUGUUCUAAUUUAUGAAAGCUUGGGCCCUUUUAGAGUACCUAAGGCCUCUUUGUCCUGAGGCCCUCAUAGCCAUGGCUCCUUGUUCAUAGUCACCCAGACAACUAUAAUUUGCUUUGGGAAAAAUUGAAAAAGUAUAUGACCCUAGUAACUCUACUGAUUCAGCAAUUAAGGGAUUAGUGCUGAUUCCCAAUUUGCCGAUAUCUACUCCCCAGCAGUUUUCAGCAGAAGUUUGACCACUAAAUGUUUGUGGUCAAAGAACCAUAUUCUCCCUGCCCAUUGACACCUUCAUCUUGACCACUAAACAGGCAGGGGUCUGAUCACUGGUUAUAGGGGAUUGAGUCCACCACUCUAAAGUUGUAUACUAAUUGUCUUUAAUUCCCAGUGAUUCUCUGUGUUUGGAAAAAUAAAAAUCUGAGUAGGAAUCUGAACUGUUCUGGUCCUUCCUGGUUAGGGGGUUGUGCCAGGCUUACUGACUACAUUACAUACAGUUGCUAUUUGGGUUUUUUGCAAAUGAUUUUUCUAUUACAGACUAGUCUCAUUGAUGUGCCUUUGGUUCCCAACCAAAGAGGUGUAGGGAGUGAGGAGGAGUUCCAGGAACUCUUUUCCUACCUCAGUUGUCUACUGUGUGCUAUGCACUGAGGAUAUUAAAAAAAGAUAAAAACAGUCUUGGCAGUUAUGAAGUUUGAAAUCUAAUUGGGAGAAAAACAACAGAAACAAUUAUAUAUCCAAACUAUAAAAUAAAUUGGAUAUAAUCUCAGAGGAAGAUGUAUUAACAUUAAAGAAGAGAUAGCAAGGAUUUUUUUUUUAAGGUAGGAUUUUAGCUGAGAUUUAAAGGAAGCCAGGAAGCAGAGAAAUAAGGAGAUAGAAUCCCAGGCACAAGAGCCAGUGAAAAUGUACUGAACAGGGAAAUUCAAAGAAUAAGAAAGUCAGUCACUGGUUGCAGAGUUUGUAGAGGAUUUGAAGGUGUAAGAAGGCAGAAAAGGGUCUGGCUAUGAAGGGCCAUAAAUCCUAUGGAAGAGUUUAUAUAUUUGCUCCUGGAGGCAAUAAGGAGAUAUUGGAAUUGACUGAAUAGACCAUAUGUCGACUUGUGCUAUCCAUUUUGUCUUUGUCAUCUUUAUUCAGACCACAGGAAAGAAAGGACAGCUUUGGUUUCAUUUUCAAUCCUUGUCUUCUCUUCUCCCUCCCCCACGGGGCCACAUUAAGUGGGGAGUAGGCUUCAGGCUGCUGCUGACACACCCAACUGAAGCUGGCUCCUCUAGCUGGAUUUGGGAAUAAAGAAUAGUCCUAAAACAAUCCAGAAAUAUGUCCAUCUCCAAUCAUAUCCUUGCCAUAAGUACUGUAUCUAUGGGAAUGAGUGAUUGAAUGACAAAGCAUAUUUUGGGCUAAAAGCUGGGAAUAUAAAUACAUAGAGCAAGAUGGUCCUAGAUAUUAAGAAGCUUGUGUUAUAUUGUGGGCAGAAUAUUGGAGUGGAGUGACCAAGAAGAGGUGUUUUGGUUUGGAAAUUUAUAGUAAUAUUAAUUGGAACCACAGGGCAAUUGAUUGAACCUUCCAGGAAUUGUAGUAUUGACCAAUAAUGAUAACUAAAAUUUAAAUAGUGCUCAAUGUGUACCAGUACUGUGCCGGUGCUAUACAAUCAUUGUCUCAUUUGAUCUCAACAGCCACCUUGGGAAGCAGGUGCUAUUAUUAAACCUUCAUUUUACAGAUGAGGAAACUGAAGCAAACAGGUUCAGUGACUUGCUUAGGGUCACAUAAUUUUUCAAGACUGGAUUUGAAUUCAAUUCUUCCUAACUCCAGGCCAGGAAUUCUAUCCAUUAGCUGCCAAAGGGUGAGAAACAAACCAGUUGAGGUGGGGCAUUUUCCUUUUCCCCUUGGUAUAGGAGACUGCUUCCCUAUCUACCUAUCUCAGACCUCUACAGAAAUAUGGUCACACAUAGUUCCUCAUGGAACAUUUGGCUUCUCUGUUGCCUCCUUGACACUUUUUGAGUUCCUUUGCAACCCAUCAGGGUGGGGAACAUUUUUCAGCAAGAAUAUAAUUCACUGCUUACGAGAGUCAUUUGUCACAUGAAGUGUGACUGGGAAAGAAAACUGCAGAAAGAAAGCAACUGCCUACAUCUCUGGCAGGCAUCAGGAUGAGCAUUUCUCUUGAGCUAGCCAUUCGAUUCUCACUGGAUCCUCUAGGGCAUAAAGGAACCUGAGGUCUUACUUCUUUCAAAUAUUUACUCAAACUCCAGGAAGAACUUUGGUUGUUUGGAGAGGAAGCUCUAGGAAAAAGAUGAAAGAAAACCCGUGGAUGGUGCUCUCAGUCAGCUACUCCUCUAUCCAGAGCCAAAUCUCUUGCCUCAUUUUGGACUCCCCUUCCCUCCGGUCUAAGACAAAAAGAUCAGUCAAACCAGACAUUUGUCCCAUGCUACUGAGGAAAAGCUAGUUUCCCAGAAAGCAUGUGAAAAUGAGGACUCUGGGAGGAGGUCAGAGGUGAAAGACCUGCCCGAAGCAGAUAUUUCUGAAAAGGGCAGAGGGCUCUUGCAAAUUGAUAUUAUUUCCUUCAGUGCUAGGAAAUUCCCUAAUUUCACCACUAAGGGGGGAGGGAGGAGUUGGCACUGGCACAGAAUUGAAACGGGAAUCUGACAUGAUACUGGUGAGGUCAGACCACACACUCGGACCACAACCUGUUUCCUUGUCUA